This is a messenger RNA of Nelumbo nucifera (sacred lotus), 3681 nucleotides long. RefSeq lists its product as uncharacterized. Gene Ontology annotation, cellular component: mitochondrion; oxoglutarate dehydrogenase complex. Gene Ontology annotation, biological process: tricarboxylic acid cycle. Gene Ontology annotation, molecular function: oxoglutarate dehydrogenase (succinyl-transferring) activity; thiamine pyrophosphate binding. Lineage: Eukaryota; Viridiplantae; Streptophyta; Magnoliopsida; Proteales; Nelumbonaceae. The record is from RefSeq and is a predicted model, not a curated record.
CUGUUGUCGAGCAAAGCUUUUCAGACAGUCAGGCUUGUCUGUUCAUACAGUAAAGAAUCGCAUAAACGUAUCAAGCGUUAAGUUCAAGCCCGCGACCGGCGGCAAAAGUAAUGGCAGCUUCAGCACUUAUGCAUCUCUUCCUUCUGGUUUGAAUCAACAACAGUUAUCAAAUGGUUGGCAUUUGAACUUGGGCUGAAGAACAGGGAAUCUCUAAUAAAUAGAUCAGGGGUUUUACGGAUUUAUCUCAAUAGAAAUGGCAUGGUUCAGAGCUGCUUCAAGUUUGGCAAGGUUAGCUAUUAGGAGAAAUUUGGUUCAAGCAGGAUCUUAUGCGAAGAGGUCACGGGUGCUUCCGUCACAGAACCGAUAUUUUCAAUCUACGGUCUGUAAACCGAAGGCGCAAGCUGCACCUGUUCCUCGUCCGGUGCCCCUCUCGAGGUUGACUGAUAGCUUUCUUGAUGGCACUAGCAGUGUCUACUUGGAAGAGUUGCAGAGGGCUUGGGAAGAUGAUCCUAACAGUGUGGAUGAAUCAUGGGACAAUUUCUUCAGAAACUUUGUCGGCCAGGCUGCUACAUCACCUGGAAUCUCAGGCCAAACGAUCCAAGAGAGCAUGCGCUUGUUGUUGCUAGUGAGAGCUUACCAGGUUAAUGGCCACAUGAAAGCCAAGUUGGAUCCUUUGGGGAUGGAGGAACGCGAGAUCCCUGAGGAUUUAGAUCCUGCUUUUUAUGGGUUCACAGAAGCUGAUCUUGACAGGGAAUUCUUCCUUGGGGUGUGGAGCAUGGCUGGUUUCCUGUCUGAGAACCGUCCAGUGCAAACCCUUCGAGCCAUACUGACUCGGCUUGAACAGGCUUACUGUGGGAGCGUUGGUUAUGAGUACAUGCAUAUUGCCGAUCGUGAAAAGUGUAACUGGUUAAGAGACAAGAUUGAGACACCCGCCCCCAAUCAAUACAACCGGCAGCGCAGAGAGGUAAUUCUUGAUAGACUUAUAUGGAGCACUCAGUUUGAGAACUUUUUGGCCACAAAGUGGACAGCUGCAAAAAGGUUUGGUCUUGAAGGUGGAGAAACACUAAUUCCUGGUAUGAAGGAGAUGUUUGACCGAGCAGCAGAUCUUGGGGUUGAGAACAUUGUUAUAGGAAUGUCUCAUAGAGGAAGAUUGAAUGUACUGGGUAAUGUGGUUCGGAAACCACUUGCUCAGAUUUUCAGUGAGUUCAGUGGUGGUACAAAGCCUGUUGAUGAGGUUGGUCUAUAUACAGGAACCGGUGAUGUCAAGUAUCACUUAGGUACUUCUUAUGAUCGGCCAACAAGGGGUGGAAAGAGAAUCCAUCUAUCUUUGGUUGCUAAUCCUAGUCAUUUGGAAGCUGUUGAUCCAGUUGUGAUGGGAAAAACUCGAGCGAAACAGUUUUACUCUAAUGAUGUUGAGAGGACAAAGAAUCUUGGGGUGUUAAUUCAUGGGGAUGGGAGCUUUGCGGGGCAGGGUGUUGUUUAUGAAAUCCUGCAUCUUAGUGCUCUUCCAAACUACACAACUGGUGGCACCAUCCACAUUGUGGUGAACAAUCAAGUGGCUUUCACAACUGAUCCUAGAUCUGGUAGAUCUUCACAGUAUUGUACUGAUGUUGCUAAAGCCUUGAAUGCUCCUAUUUUUCAUGUAAAUGGUGAUGACAUGGAAGCAGUGGUUCAUGUUUUUGAGCUUGCAGCAGAGUGGCGCCAGACAUUCCACUCUGAUGUAGUGGUGGAUAUAGUGUGUUAUCGUCGGUUUGGGCACAAUGAGAUUGAUGAGCCAUCUUUCACACAACCUAAAAUGUAUCAAAUCAUUCGAAACCACCCGUCUGCCUUAGAAAUUUACCAGAAGAAACUUUUAGAGUCUGGGCAAGUCACACAAGAAGAGAUUGAUAAGGUAAACAACAAGGUUAGCUCCAUUCUCAAUGAAGAAUAUCUAAACAGCAAAGACUAUGUUCCAAAAAGAAGGGAUUGGCUUUCAGCUUACUGGUCUGGAUUUAAAUCUCCUGAACAGCUUUCUCGUAUCCGAAACACAGGGGUUAAACCUGAGAUAUUGAAGAAUGUUGGCAAGGCAAUAACUACAUUUCCUGAAAAUUUCAAGCCUCACAGAGCAGUAAAGAAGAUUUUUGAGCAACGUGCUCAGAUGAUUGAAACAGGGGAAGGUAUUGACUGGGCAGUUGGGGAAGCACUUGCUUUUGCUACAUUGCUAGUCGAAGGUAACCAUGUUAGGCUGAGUGGUCAGGAUGUUGAAAGAGGUACAUUUAGUCAUCGACAUGCAGUAGUCCAUGACCAGGAAACAGGGGAGAAGUACUGUCCUUUGGACCAUGUUCUUAUAAAUCAAAAUGAGGAGCUAUUCACUGUUAGCAACAGCUCUCUUUCAGAGUUCGCUGUCCUUGGAUUUGAGUUGGGUUAUUCAAUGGAAAAUCCAAAUUCCUUGGUAAUCUGGGAAGCUCAGUUUGGUGAUUUUGCAAAUGGGGCUCAGGUGAUGUUCGACCAGUUCUUAAGUAGUGGGGAAUCAAAGUGGCUACGGCAAACUGGGCUUGUUGUGCUACUUCCUCAUGGAUAUGAUGGUCAAGGCCCUGAACAUUCAAGUGCACGAUUAGAGCGAUAUCUUCAGAUGAGCGAUGAUAAUCCCUAUGUUAUACCUGAGAUGGAUCCAACACUUAGGAGGCAGAUCCAGGAAUGCAAUUGGCAGAUUGUGAAUGUUACAACCCCUGCUAAUUAUUUCCAUGUUCUGCGGCGCCAGAUACACAGGGAAUUCCGAAAGCCACUCAUUGUGAUAGCUCCUAAGAACCUGCUACGCCACAAGGAUUGCAAGUCAAAUCUAUCUGAGUUUGAUGAUGUCCAGGGUCACCCAGGUUUUGACAAGCAAGGGACCCGUUUCAAGCGCCUUAUAAAGGACCAAAACAACCAUUCUGAUCUUGAGGAGGGCAUUAGACGCUUAGUUCUUUGCUCUGGCAAAGUUUAUUAUGAGCUUAACGAAGAGCGAAAGAAAGUUAAUGGCAACGACAUUGCAAUCUGCAGGGUAGAACAGCUUUGCCCCUUCCCGUAUGAUCUGAUCCAGCGAGAGCUGAAGAGAUAUCCAAAUGCAGAGAUUGUAUGGUGUCAGGAAGAGCCAAUGAAUAUGGGUGCAUAUACUUACGUUGCACCUCGGCUUUGUACUGCCAUGAGGGCACUGGGCAGAGGUACUAUGGAGGACAUCAAGUAUGUCGGACGUGCUCCAUCUGCAGCCACAGCUACCGGUUUCUAUCAAGUUCAUGUGAAGGAACAGACGGAGCUUGUACAAAAAGCAAUGCAGCAAGAACCACUCAAGUAUCCAUACUGAAGGGAACUUCCAGUUCCAGGAGUUGCUAAGUAGCAACAUCAAUGAAAUAGUUUUUCAUGGAAGAACAUGAUAUUGUGCAAACUUGGGCUUUUGGGUAUCAAAGGGAAAACCAAUGACUCUUGGUACUUUAGACCUACUUUUGCAUCAAAUUUUAUCUUUUCUUGUAGUUUUACAAUUUGUACCCUUUUCAGGUACUCGAGACCAUGAUACUUAUGGCACUAUUUCUAGGUUUUUGAGAACUAGGAAGCUUGCGAUGCUGAACUGCAGUUUGCAUUUCAGUUCCACAGAGCUACAAAAAAUAGACAUGCAAUAAAUUAAAUUGAACUAACCCAAGAGUGAAGAGAUUUUACAUCAUUUUGCAA